Elgaria multicarinata webbii is the source of this 1245-nucleotide messenger RNA. Its product is annotated as sesquipedalian-1-like. Gene Ontology annotation, cellular component: early endosome; trans-Golgi network; recycling endosome. NCBI's taxonomy places the organism in Eukaryota, Metazoa, Chordata, Lepidosauria, Squamata, Anguidae. Bases 462 to 1112 code for a protein of 216 amino acids. The record is from RefSeq and is a predicted model, not a curated record. The transcript has 2 exons. Gene Ontology annotation, biological process: endosome organization; retrograde transport, endosome to Golgi; receptor recycling.
UUUGUUGCUGUAGUACUUCUCUUUAGGACCAGAGGUAGUUCUCUUUAGAACCAGAGAGAACGUCAGCUGGUGGUUACAUUGCAGUCCUCACUGGGGGCUCCCUGCUUCCUCUUUCUAGCUGGUUGUUCUUCCUGCUUUUUGAGAGGAACUGCGGGUGAAGAAAGCAAGGAGCCGUGAUCAAAGUAAGGAUCUCCACCUCCCCGCCCUUGCUUCCUGGAACGUGGGAUCAAGUGACUUUGAAAAGUACCUGGAUGGAGCAAGGCAGGUGAGCUCAAGCCCCGCCCCUUCACCUGGGAUAUCAUUUGCUCUCGGACGGUGGCAGAAGGACCAAACGGACCGGAAGUAAAAGAAAUCGAAGUCAUCGAAGGGGAAAACCAAAGUUUCUUCGUGCAUCUGUCAGCAGGGUUCAAAAACAUCUCAUACCCUCUGAAGGUUGAACACCUCAACAUCUCGUCCCCGCCAUGAAACUCCACAUCUCCAGCGCUCUUGUCUCUUCCCACCUGCCAUACGCAGCAGACCGGCAAGGCCUACUAUAUAAGAAGAGCAAUCGCAACGCUUCCUACCAGCCGUGUUGGUGUGAGCUCCGAGGAAACCUUCUCUUCUGCCGGGAGCGGAGCGCAGAGCGGGGGCCUCUGCGGCUCAUUGUCCUGGAAGGCUGCACCGUGGAGCUGCAGGAAUCUGCCUCCGAACCGCACACCUUUGAAAUUUCCUACCCUGGUGGCUUGCUUGGCAGCAGAUCUUACAAGAUGGCAGCUGAGAAUCAGGAAACCAUGGAAGGUUGGGUGAGAGCCCUCAGUACAGCGGGAUGCGGGUACCUCCGGGCCUUGGUCGAUGAGCUGGAGAGUCAGUUUCAGAUACUGAAGCGCCAGCAGCCUCCCAAAUUAGAGGGAGACCCGCGAUACUUGACAGCCAAUGUCAAACUACCCUCUUCAGAAUUGGUGGCAGAAGCAGGAUUCCCCAACAUGGGCUUCCCUCAGCUCCAUCAGGAAUUUGGGGAGGAUAUUGUAAGGGUAAGACAUAUGUGGCAGGAGGAGAGGAGAGCCAAGCAGCAGCCAGAGGGUGAGAACCUAAUAGAUUUUUGGGUAGGACAAUCAGCAAUCCCAAACAUUUGACUGCAACCAGCAGGCUACGGGCAAGCUAGAAUAUAUACGAAGACUGGGACAUACAAGAGGCUGGAAUCUGCGAAAUGGACACAUCGUGACAUUUGCUUUUAAAAAAAGAUUGUAAUAAAUUUUAUUUUUUAAA